Messenger RNA from Paramuricea clavata, 4247 nucleotides. The record is from the annotation of a GenBank genome assembly. Lineage: Eukaryota; Metazoa; Cnidaria; Anthozoa; Malacalcyonacea; Plexauridae.
AUGCAGCGGCCUUUAUUCUUCAAUGCUUCACAUUUUCUCAGGAGAGCAAGCGAACAACACGAAGACAAAGACAAAGAAAUGAAAGGAGUUAGUAAAGAUGAAGACAACCAAGAAGGCAUUUAUUUAAAUGAAAAUGGUACGUUGAAAUAGAGUCUGAAAGGAAUUAACUGCCCACAAACAUCAUGCCGUAUUUUAACAAUAUAACUGCUGCCAGAAACAGUCGUUUUAUGCUGUUUAAAGACCCCUAUUAAGGUUUCUUCAAAUUUGACUUCUGGGACAGGUGGCGCAGUCGUCAGAGAAAGCGCCUUUCACCUCUAUAAAAGCCCAUUCCCACUCAAGAAAAAUUUCCACGGACAGAAAAUUCUCCGAAAAUAUCAUUGUUAAAAGUUGAAAAUUUUUUCCGAUUGAAAAUUUGUGUCGGCCAUCGCAUUUUACAAAAUUUUCUUUCUGCGGAAAAUUUUCCUCGGCGGAAAUGGGCCUUAAUUAAGAUUGGGGUUCUAUUAGCCAUUCCGAAGUUGAUGAGAGGACUGGGGACGAGUGUUAAAAAGUGCCCAAAUUAAGAAAUAAACUAAAUGACUAAAAAGACCACCUCAAAAUUAGUAAGUAUACAAAGUUUGAAGACGUUUACAUGAAUACCCUUCGAAUAAUAAGCUUUCGAAAAUUGUGAAAUUACUGAUUAAAAGAUUGUUUUUGGGACGCGCGUCCCAAAAACAAAAAUUACAAUACACUGUACAUUUCAUAGUAAAUAUCACCAUUUUCGAAAGUUUAUUAUUCGAAGGAUAUUCAUGUAAACGUCGUCAAACUUUGUAUACUUACUAAUUUUGAGGUGGUCUUUUUAGUGAUUUGGUUCAUUUCUUAAUUUGGGCACUUUUUAACGCUCGUUCCCAGUCCACUCAUCAACUUCGGAAUGGCUAAUUCUUGCUAUGUGAACACUCUGUCGAAAAGUCGUGGCUUUUCUCCAGGCGUUCUGAUUUUCUCCCACAUUGAACCAUAGAUAUCUUAUAUACACUAGAUAGCGCAUCUCUUUUAGUAAUAUUGGAGCCAAGAAUAUUCCAGCGGUUACCCCCAUUUGAAUAGAUGGCGGCCAUGUUGGAUUUUCCCACUCGCUAAUAAACGCUUAAAAAACAACAAUAACUUUCAUCAUCCGAAUAAUUUGAAAAUGUAUUAGGAAUAGGUUUAACUUAAUGUUUAAGUUCCCUGUUUAAGAAAUAGAAAACAUACGAGUCUUCUCAUUUCAUGGGAAUAUCCUGAGUCUGCAAUCACGGCUUCAAUUUUUGAAUUGCAGAAUAAUUAGAUGCACUAUCUAGUGUAUAUAAGAUAUCUAUGCAUUGAACGUUGAUAGGAUGGAUUAGGUUCGUGAAAGAUUGGGGGUGCAUCCGUGUAUGUGAUGCUGUCGAUACAAAUAACAGAACCGCAAUUUCAAUCGCAAAUAAUUUUAAAUUUUCUUAUUAAGUCGAGGAAAACGUGCAUCCGCCUGUUCCGAUUGCAGAAUUUGAACAUUAUGUGAACGAAAUGAAAGCAAACGAAAAUUACGAAUUCCAAAAAGAAUAUGACGUAAGUAACGGAAACACUUGGAAAAUUGCAUAUCGUAGAAGUGGGCAUAUAUAUUUAUUCUUUGAACACUGAACCCCUGUUCAGCCAUUAUUGUGUAUUUUUGGUAAAUUUAUAUUGUUAUUUCUCGGAACAGGAUUUGCCCUCAAACACAAAUACAGCCUGGGAAGUGGCUAAGAAGCCGUUCAAUAAGCAGAAAAACAGAUAUGGAAAUAUCGUAACAUGUACAGUAUAUAAGACAUUUUUACAUACUUUUCAUUAGUGUACAUAACUAUUGCAAUAUUUUGUAUGCCGUUAUAUCUUAAAUGGGAUUGUUUUUUGAUCAUUCUAGAUGAUCAUUGUCGCGUUGUUCUCUCGGGAGAUGAAAAGGACGACUACAUCAACGCUAGCUACAUAGACGUAAGUUCUUCAUUAAUUUCCCCAUUGAGCUAGUUUUCUUAGUUCCUUUUUAAAAACUCAUCAAGACCUUAAUUUCCCUCAGUCCAUUACCUAAUGACAUAACUUCAUAAAAGUACGAAACAGAAUAAAAUUCAAUCUUUGGACAAUCACCUUGAGUCGGUUUUGGAGAACUUUAAGACACACGUACACCACGAAAUGAAGUCGAGUUCCCCAGGAAACCUCACAGUGCAUAAAAAGAACACCCAUUUAUUUAUCUAGGAUACCCACACCACCGUAGUGGGGUACUGCGGUUAUAAAUUACAGUAGUACAGUAUUUCGCGAUAUAUAUAUAUAUCUACAUAUAAUACUGACAUAAUUUUGAUAUGCCGGAGUCAAUUAUAAUUCGAUUGUACAGGUUGCGAGAUGGAAGUAAAAAAAUUGAAAGCAAAGCAUAAAAAAGACUUUACUUAUAAAUAAUUAUGUACAUAACGACUUUUUAUGGCGGUUUGAAGUUUGAUAAUGCCCUUAAGUGAAAGUAUACCCUUACUAGAAUGUACCUUUAAUGUGCAUUAAAAUGUGCCUUUAAUAUUGAAUUAAUAUUUUCUAUUUAUAGGGAAUCAAGGAAAACUCAUACAUUGCAACUCAAGGUGAGCUACUGCUAGGUGGUUUAUAGAAGCAUGUACGUGUUAGCAUAGAGCAUAGGACUGUAUAUAAAUUGCAGUUGUUUCCAGUAAAUAUGAACAAAUUAAAGAUCUUUUUCACUUUCCUCAUUUUGAAAGGUCCUACUUUAGUUACUUUAAAUGAUAUGUGGCGAAUGGUUUGGGAACAACGCAGUUAUUCCAUUGUGAUGGUGACCUCCCUUGUUGAACUUAGAAAGGUAAGUAUGUUUUUACUGCCCUUUCUUUAUAUAUGUUAUACAGUAUCGGCACUAUUUCUAUAUUGGAAUACUGCAUGUAUAUAAUUUAUGUAUCUGAUCUUUUCCAGCCGAAAUGCGACAAAUAUUGGCCUGACGAGGGAACCGAAAAGUACGGAGAUAUUGAUGUAACUUUGAUGAAGAUUGAAGAGUUUGCUUAUUAUAUCAUACACACUUUACAGCUGAAAAAGGUAGAAAAGAAUACAAUAAGUGUGUUUUGUUUUCGACAUAUUAACCAGGCCCAACGGAGAAGAAGUAAACUUAAAAUAUGUAACACAUUUUAAAAAUGUUUUGGUCCGUUUUGAAAAGAUUGUUCUAUUGUACCGUUACAUGGUUUUGCUGUUCUCUAUUUUGAGUCGUUUUAUUUUCUGCUUUCAAUUUUUGUGGCGCAGCUGUCUUUCAGCUUUGGGAUUCGAGUUCGAAUACCUGCAAUAUCCAGACAUGUUUGAAAACUUUUCCCAGUUUGAUUUUACCAAACACCACAGAUUUACCAUCCCCCCAGUAUCUUAUACUCCUGUAUUAAUCAAAAACGUUUUUGAGGGUAAUUUUGAAACAACUGCAUAGCGAUAUUACAUUUAAUGAUUCACGUCGUGUAAUAAAUGUAUAAUAUCGCUAUCAUUUGUUUCAAAAUUAUUUCCUGUUUUAAUACUGGACAAAUUAGAAAGUACAUUAUUACUAAACCUCUGGAGAGUUUGAUUAGUUUAGAUUUCCUUCUAUUGCAAUGCUGGACCAAUAAAGGAAUGGCCUUUAAUACCCGGAUAAAAAUAAUUAUGCUACGUGUUAAAUUACUUUUAGAGACUCAUUAAUAAUUCAUGAGGAAAACACAAAGAAAAGUCAUAAGCGUGUCGUAUCUUUAUAUGUGAUAGAGAUUUCCCUUGAUUUACAUAAACUUUAACUUUGAUUUUCUCGAUUAACACAACGUAUUUUUUUAAUAUUACUUCGCCAAUGAACUUACUAGAUCGAUCAUUUUUGAAGCAAUUUAAAACAUUUGCAGUGCGUGUAUUAUCAGACCUAAAGAUACUCGGCUUCGACUCGUAUCUUUAUAUCUAUCUCGUAUCUAAAAAUUAUGUUUUUACAUAAAUAACGCCUUCUCGUUAACAUUUGCAGUAAAAGUUAACUACUGUACCUCUGUUUAAAUAACGCUGUUUAGGACGGAGAAGAACGCGAAGUGCGACAUUACUUCUUUCAAUCUUGGCCUGAUCACGGUGUACCUAAAUAUCCCACUCAAAUCCUGGCUUUCAGAAGACAUUUCAGAACACAUCAUAUGGAACAAUCUGGACCAAUUAUUGUGCACUGCAGGUCAGAUUCAGAUAAAAAUUCUUUAUAUUUUUGCAUCAACAAGGUUUUUCUUGUCAUUGAAGCCACCACUCGUAAUCUUAUACUCGUUUAUAAGUCAAUUGUGUGA